Psammomys obesus (fat sand rat) is the source of this 3405-nucleotide messenger RNA. RefSeq names its product inositol polyphosphate-5-phosphatase E (gene Inpp5e). Gene Ontology annotation, biological process: phosphatidylinositol dephosphorylation. Gene Ontology annotation, molecular function: inositol-polyphosphate 5-phosphatase activity. The transcript has 10 exons. The record is from RefSeq and is a predicted model, not a curated record. Lineage: Eukaryota; Metazoa; Chordata; Mammalia; Rodentia; Muridae. Bases 631 to 2562 code for a protein of 643 amino acids.
UCUCAGGGCAACCACAGAGCGGGGCCUGGACCAGGGUGACCACUAGACUGAGCUGGGGCGAACCCUGUGUCGGGGCACGGGGCAGCAGUCGUUGUUCCAGCCGCCGCCGUGACUGGGCUAGGCCCGCCAACCUCAGUGCUGGGCCCAGCCGGAUCAGACCUUGGGCGCCCGGCGGCGGGUCUGCGGCCGAACGGAGGGCACAGGUGAGCCUAGGACGCCGAGCACGCUGCCCUACUCUAACGGUGGGUUGGAGGUCUGAGCCCGGGGUACUGGAACAGGCUUCUGCAGCUCCAAGAAGAAAGUGCAGCCCCGACCCCGUGGUGCCUGUUCUCACGAGGUCGCUUUAAGACCUGCAAGCUGCCUUCAAGGAGCUGAGAGAGGGUAGGAGAGAUUUUUCCGGAUUUCCUCAGGCAUCUGUGAGAAGUCAGGACUCCAGCCAUGCAGCUACAGGCCCUGCUCAAAAAGGACCACCACAUGCCACAAAGGGAGCCACCCGAGUUUUCUUGGUAUCCAGCUGGUGACCUCUGACGUGCAUCCUUGACAACACGAGUAGCUUGCUAGCUUCCCGGGGAGGAUCCCUUUUCUCAGGAGUGCCCUGCUGGGUGAGAGAGAGCUGGCCAGGUCUGGACUAUGCCGUCUAAGUCAGCUUGCCUGCGUCACACGGAGGUACCUGGGCAGCUGGAGGGCAGAAUGCUCCAGGGACAGCUUCCAAACACUGAAAAGAAGCUCACCCCAACACCAGGCUCCCUACCAGCCAUAGACUCUCAAAGUUCAGAGACAAACCCCAUGCCUCCUGUCAGCAUCCCAGCAAAACCAAGCAACCAGAACCCAAAAGCUAAGGCAAACUUGAUCAACCCACAGCCACCCAUGAGACCCAGGUUGGAGCGAACCCUGUCCCUCGAUGACAAGAGCUUGAGAAGGAGGCGUUUCAGAGGUAGUCAGGAGGAUCUGACUGUCCAGAAUGGGGCUAGUUCCUGCAAGGGUUCUGUCGCCCAGUCCCCUGCCUACAGUCGGCCCCUGCCCUGUCUCAGUACAUCCUUGCAGGAGAUCCCUAAGCCCAGAAGGACCACAGGCAGUGAGGGAGAGAGCCCAUCCUUGUGGAGUGACUGUCUUUCUGGAAUGAUCAGCACCUCCUUGGACCUCCUGCAGAGAGAGGCCACCCCAGGUGGAGGCUCCCCCAAGUUGGCAAGUUUGCAUGCCUCACACACACCACCAGCUAUGGACCUCAACAUAGCCUCCAGCUCCCUGAGAACAGCAAACAAGGUUGACCCUGAGCACAUGGACUUCAAGCUCCGCAUGCAGAACACACUGGUCAGAGCCCACAGCAGCCUGGGCCCUAGCAGGCCACGGAGCCCCCUGGCUAGUGACAAUCACUCCAUUCAAUCAGCCAGAUCUUCCUUCAGCCUUCUGGCCCCCAUCCGCGCCAAGGACAUCAGAAGCAGGAGCUAUCUGGAAGGCAGUCUUCUGGCCAGUGGGGCCCUGCUAGGAGCAGAUGAGCUGUGCAGGUACUUCCCAGACCGGAACAUGGCUCUCUUCGUGGCUACCUGGAACAUGCAGGGCCAGAAGGAGCUCCCAGCAAGCCUAGAUGAGUUUCUGCUCCCCACUGAGGCCGACUACACUCAGGACCUGUAUGUCAUUGGAGUCCAGGAGGGCUGCUCUGACAGGCGGGAGUGGGAAACACGCCUGCAGGAGACACUGGGGCCUCAGUAUGUGCUGCUGUCAUCAGCAGCACAUGGGGUCCUGUACAUGUCCCUGUUUAUCCGUAGGGACCUGAUCUGGUUCUGCUCAGAGGUCGAGUAUGCCACAGUAACUACACGCAUCGUGUCUCAGAUCAAGACCAAGGGAGCCCUGGGCAUCAGCUUCACCUUUUUCGGCACCUCCUUCCUCUUUAUCACAUCUCACUUCACCUCUGGAGAUGGGAAGGUAGCCGAGCGGCUUCUGGACUACAGCAAAACCAUCCAAGCCCUAGCUCUGCCCCGGAAUGUGCCAGACACAAACCCCUACCGCUCUAGUGCAGGGGAUGUCACUACCCGGUUUGAUGAGGUAUUCUGGUUUGGGGACUUCAACUUCCGCCUGAGUGGUGGACGAGUGGCUGUGGAGGCCUUCCUGAAGCAGGACCCAGAGGUGGAUGUGCUAGCACUCCUGCAGCAUGACCAGCUCACCCGGGAGAUGAAGAAAGGGUCCAUCUUCAGGGGCUUCGAGGAGGCAGAAAUCCACUUUCUCCCAUCCUACAAAUUCGACAUUGGGAAGGACACCUAUGAUAGCACCUCCAAGCAAAGGACACCUUCCUACACGGACCGAGUUUUAUACAAAAGCCGCCACAAGGGUGACAUCUGUCCCAUGAAGUAUUCCUCUUGCCCUGGGAUCAAGACUUCAGACCACCGUCCUGUGUAUGGCCUGUUCAGGGUGAAAGUGAGGCCAGGGCGAGACAACAUCCCACUAGCUGCUGGCAAAUUUGACCGAGAACUGUACUUGACGGGAAUUAAAAGACGAAUCUCAAAAGAACUUCAGAAACAAGCACUAAGGAAUCAGAGCUCCAGUGCUGUCUGCACUGUGUCAUGAAGUUACCAUACAAGGACUGGCCACUGCAGCUUGAGGACCAAGGUCACUGGAAAAAGAGAUGUGCUUAUUCUUUGGUACCUCGUCAUGUUGGGGUCCUAAUGGCUAGGGGCUCUCCUGUUCUUAACACAGACCCCAUCCCUCAGGACAGCAGUGGCUGUGGCCAGCACAAGCCUCAAUUAUUCCUGUCAUGUUCCCACAGGCACAUGGCAGGAUUUGUUCUGAGGGGGGCAGGUGGACACCAAGCAGCAGCCUCACGGAGAAGCUACAGACUGAGUCAGGCUUGCCCUGAGCAGUCCCACACCCUGCAGGAGCAGUCUCUUCAACCCCUUUUAUUCCUGUUCUCAUGCCAGAACCCAGGUUCUAGGUCUGUAUCCUCCUAACAGGCCCUUUCCUCCUCCAGGGAGGGAUCAGACAACCUCUGGUAGUUGAACCUGCCAAGACCUAGAAUUCAGAGGCCAAAGCUAGGAUGUGCCCUGCAGACAUUUUGGUAGGCUUUGAGGUUCUACAUCAUGGUCCCAGGCUCCUGACCUCCAAUUGAGUAGGGAUCCUUCCUCUCCACAGGCUAACCCAACACCAGCUAUAGAAAACUCAUGGUUCUUAGGAGCUUCAGACCACUUGCUUUUAUGCUACUAGCCCCAGAAUGGCAUUAGAAAUGGUGUCAUCAGGCAGCACCUUGUUGGGCUUCACUCCUUAAAGCUUAGAACUCAUCAUUGUUCAUCUUACCCCAUCCCCUCAGAGACAUAGCCUUGAAUGUACAGACACCUAUGGGCAUCCACUCUAGUCUUCUAAAUUAUUUAUUUUUCCAUAUUUAUAUUUUUAAAUAAAUUCAUAUUUCAGUCUUAA